This is a messenger RNA of Triticum aestivum (bread wheat), 2022 nucleotides long. RefSeq lists its product as uncharacterized. NCBI's taxonomy places the organism in Eukaryota, Viridiplantae, Streptophyta, Magnoliopsida, Poales, Poaceae. The transcript is spliced from 2 exons. The coding region runs from base 698 to 1918 and encodes 406 amino acids. The record is from RefSeq and is a predicted model, not a curated record. Gene Ontology annotation, molecular function: double-stranded DNA binding. Gene Ontology annotation, biological process: regulation of DNA-templated transcription.
AGUUGUAAAACAAUCUUGUUCCACUGGAUGCAGCCUCUUUUUUCAUCUGAAAGACACCCAGCAUUUCUGAAGAUACAUAUACACCUACAGUUUCAGCAGUGAAGUUCUGUUUCCAGUUGCAAUAAGGUUGGUUACUUAUCAGCUGAGUGCAGUAGUGGAGACUGAUCGGUGUUGAAUUCGCUGCCGGCUCCGAGAUCUCGACCCGACCGAUGGAUGGAUGGAUGGACGGAAGGCGCUUUGAAAUCGUUGCUCUGGCGCCGUAUAUUAUAUGCAGUCCUAUGUUUUUUCUUCCUCUAUUUAGGGGAGCAUCAUCAGGUUUAACAGGUGACUAUUUGGUUGGUUACAUCUCGUACAAGGGAAAAGCGUAUCAGUGUGUCCCAAGAAUUCAUUGACGGAACCGACGCUCAAUGUCGGCUCAUCUUCUUGCAAUCACAAAGAAAAAUAAAGAAAUAUUUAACUCAUCAAAAUAUUGCCAGUCACUCAAUUUCUUUUUUGACGGGUGCUCAAUUUUUUUUUAGAGAAGACAGGGCAUCUAUCUAAAGAAAAGAGUGUAAGCCCAGGGCUGUGGCAGCCCAGCCCAUUUCACGCAGACAAAAAGCCCAGCCCAAUUGUAUAUGUCUGUCAGUCAAUGUGACAGAGACUGACCCACGGCUUCCCCUUCCUUCGCGCAGCUCCCUCCCUCGCCGCCGGCGCCGCCAUGCUCCGGCGCCGAGGCCUCGUUCUCAUCCAGAUGCUCUCCUCUCCCUCCGCCGCCACCACCUCCCCCCUCCACCGCCUCAUAUCCGCAGCCGCCCCACCACAGGUACACGCGCGGAGCAGCAUCCUCUCCUCUCCCCGCCGCCUCCUCUCCGGCGCCACAGCCCCCGGCAUCUCCCCGACCACCGGGUUCGCCGUGGAGGACUACCUCGUCUCCACCUGCGGCCUCACCCGACCCCAGGCACUCAAGGCCUCCCCCAAGCUGUCCCACCUCAGGUCCGCCGCCAACCCCGACGCCGUGCUCGCCUUCCUCGCCGGCCGCGGCCUCUCCGGCGCCGACGUCGCCGCCCUCGUCGCCAAGGACCCCAAGUUCCUCUGCACCAAGGUCGACAAGGGCCUGUCCCCCAUCGUCGCGGGCCUCUCCGGCCUCGGCCUGUCAGAUCCCGAGAUGGCGCGCCUCCUCUCGCUCGCCCCACACAAAUUCCGCUGCAGAUCCAUCGUCGCCAAGCUGCACUACUACCUGCCCCUCUUCGGCGGCUCCUUGGAGAAGCUGCUCCGGGCCAUCAACUUCAACACCAACCUCCUCUGCUGCAAGGGGAGGGUGGAGCCCAAUGUCGCGUUCCUGCGCGAGUGCGGGCUGGGUGACCGCGACAUUGCCAAGCUGUGCAGCUCGAUACCGAGGAUGGUCACGGCCAACCUGGAGCGCGUUCAGACAAUGGUGGCGUUGACCAAAGGCCUCGGCGUGCCCCGGGGGUCCAGAAUGUUCAGGCAUGCUCUCAGUGCCGUCGCGUUCCUCGACGAGAAGAAGAUCGCAGCCAAAGUGGAUCACCUGAAGAAGACGGUCGGGAGGUCGGAUGCCGAGGUGAGCGUUGCUCUCCCUAAGGCCCCGUUUCUGCUCGCCAAGUCGAACGAAUCGCUGCAGCACGGGUCCGAGUUCCUCAUCUCUGAGGUGGGGUUGGAACCGGCGUACAUUGCUCGUCAGCCGUCAUUGCUCACUUACAACCUGGAGGGCCGGAUGAGACCUCGGUACUACGUUGUGAAGUUUCUCAAGGAAAAUGGAUUGCUCAAGCGCGACCCCAGCUACUAUACUGUUUUCAAGGAGACCGACACGUAUUUUGUGGAGAAGUUCAUAUGCCCUCACAAGGAAGCUGCACCGUACCUUGCUGAAGACUAUGCCGCCGCUUGUGGAGGGGAAGUGCCCGCUAGAUUUAGAUUUACAUGAACCAAGAAUUCUGAGUAAUAUAUGUAGAAUCACGAUGUAGUUCUGAAGCCAGCUAUGUUUUGGUCAUUAUUUGGUAAUGGAGAAGAACAUACAUGUUUUCUGAA